GAGAGCUGGAAACCCUGUGAGAUGAGGCAUGGAACCUGGCAGCAUUGACUUUACGUACAGGACUGAGCAAGAAAGGGAUUGACAGAUGAAAUGUCACUACCUUACAUCAGAGACAGCCCAAGACAUGACUGGACGGACAAGUAAAGUUGGUCACCUCAAGAUUCGGGCUUCCCUGCUGCUGGUGGUGUGCCUGUGGCAAUGGACACAGCAGACUUGGGCAAAACAGUGCCAGGGUGGUGAACUGAGGAUAAUCGGUAAAGGUGAAAAGAAAUGUUGCCCCAAAUGCAGCUCAAACACAGGAGACGUGGGUGUCUGUCAUACUACGGGGGACCAUGACUGCAGGUGUCGUCAGGGGUACAGCUGUACCGAUAGUCCAUGUCUGUACUGCGAAAAACUGCCUGACUGUGCAGCGGGCGAGGAGCUGGUUAAGUCUGGCAUUUUAGACUUCACAUUCAGAUGUAAACCAUGUGCCACAGGAACCUAUUCUGACGUUGUGAAUGGCUGGUGCCGUAACUGGACUAAUUGUGAAAGUUCUGGGCUUAUAACAAUCAAGCGAGGCAACAGUACACGUGAUGCAGUAUGUGAUCUGCCUGCCAAAGAUUUGGAGCAAGCUCCUAUUACAAAUGACUCUCUAUAUACCACCAUCCUGGCCAUCCUUACUGCAGUGGCUGUGUUUGUUCUCAUCUUGCUGACCUUCUUCUUGCAUUUCUGCAUAUGGUCACUGAAGAAAGACAAAUACCACACAGCUGACGAUCUGGAACAUAACUUCCCUAGGCUGCCAGUGGCACAGCUGUCACACCAGAGAGAAGAGACUUACAGCUGCCAGUUUCCAGAAGAAGAACAUGGAGACAAAACACCAGAAGAAAAGCCUUGCUAUUUCCACCCUCAGAGUCUACAAUGAACACAGAUAAAUUGCAGUGGGCUGUGAGAACGGGGAGCUGAGCUUUUCAAAAAAAAAAAAAAAAAAAGAAAAAAAAAAAGUGACUGGGCACAUCAAGCAUCAUUAUGUACAUAGCAAUAAGGAAUGGAUUUGGGGGCAGUUUUGCUUUGUUUCUUCUCGACAAACCUAACAUUUAGAAACAGAAAAACUGCUGAGUGGGGCUGGCAUUCAGUUCAGCUGCACCGCAUUGUUGCGUUUCCUGGG
Athene cunicularia (burrowing owl) is the source of this 1144-nucleotide messenger RNA. RefSeq names its product TNF receptor superfamily member 18 (gene TNFRSF18). The transcript is spliced from 7 exons. Gene Ontology annotation, molecular function: protein binding. Gene Ontology annotation, biological process: positive regulation of cell adhesion. The coding region runs from base 86 to 901 and encodes 271 amino acids. Lineage: Eukaryota; Metazoa; Chordata; Aves; Strigiformes; Strigidae. The record is from RefSeq and is a predicted model, not a curated record. Gene Ontology annotation, cellular component: external side of plasma membrane.